Messenger RNA from Rotaria socialis, 1155 nucleotides. The record is from the annotation of a GenBank genome assembly. NCBI's taxonomy places the organism in Eukaryota, Metazoa, Rotifera, Eurotatoria, Philodinida, Philodinidae.
AUGUUUGGACGAGGAACUGAUUUUAUAUGCGAUAAUCCUAAGCUCUUAGGCAAUGGAGGUAUUCAUGUGGUUCAAACAUUUUUUUCGAAAGAAUUAUCCGAAGAAUAUCAAAUAAUGGGAAGAGGAGCACGACACGGUGACCGAGGUUCAUAUAAAAUGAUUUUGCUAGACAGCGAUUUAGAAUGGGUGCUAGGCUCUACUUGGAAAGAGAAGGUUUCAAAAAUUGUUGGUGCUGAACUUUAUAAAACCAUUAAUAGCGCUCGCAAUAUACUCUAUGAAAGUAAAUGUGAGGCAAAAAAUCUUGGUAUUGAACAACGUAAGCGUGACCACGAAGAUUCUAAAAAAUUUGCGGACGCGUUAUCGACAGGAGAUAUGAAAUCUAUAAAAGCAUUUCUGACCGAGCAAAAUAGAGGAGCAAAUAUAGCUAUAGAUCAUUCACGUACAGUUUUACUGAUGGAUGCGACAGGUUCUAUGUCUAAUUUGCUAUCCGCUGCCAAAGAAACUGUUUGUACAAUGUUUAACCGCGCUUCAACUAUCUUAAAGGAGAGAGGAUUGCCUAGCGAUGCAUUUCAAAUGCAGUUUACAGUCUAUCGAGAUUAUGAUUGUAAAGAAGAUGGCAUUCUGCAAAGCUCUUCUUGGGAAACGAGGCCACAAAAUUUGAGAACUUUCAUGGCAGGAAUUUCAGCCAGUGGUGGUGAUGAUUUUGAAGAAGCAAUUGAAAUCGGGUUGUGGCAUGCAGUUCAAGAAAGUGAAACGCUAGAAUCGAUUUCUCAAGUUAUUUUAAUAGCUGAUGCGCCAGCAAAAGAUAGAGCAGCAAUUAAAAGAGAUCGAAAAGCGAAUGGGGAUGAGUCAUAUUGGAAUCGAACUAAAUUUAAAGAGCCAACACAUUUUACGAUCGAGCUAGAAAAGUUGAAAAAUAAGAAGAUUCCUGUUCACGCAUUUUAUCUUGUCGAUGAUGCACGGGAUAAUUUCCAAAGAAUUGCGGGUGAGACUGGAGGACGUUGUGAGCAGCUAAAUAUCUGUUCCCCAGGCGGUGCUGAAUUACUAACGAACAUUGUAACAGAAGAAGUUCUUAGAAAAGCAGCUGGAAAUCAAGGAGAUGCCGCAGUCGAACUGUACAGAACAAAGUAUGUGAGAAGAGCUUUUACAACUUAA